CGAUGAACGUAAACAUGGCUGAAUCUAUGAUGAGAGCAGCUGCUGUGAGUUGAUGUGGCACUGAGGAGAGCGCUGCCGUGACAGUGAACUUGAGCUGGAUAAAGAGUAUUUAUUUUUCAGAUUGAGAUUUCAGUUGGACAGAUCAGAUCAAUAUGUAUCUGCAUAGGCUGCUCUCCUGUUCUCGGUGUUUUACAAGGCCAAAUGCUCUGCAGAUGUUCAGUAGAGCUGCUUCACAAGGGAAGAAUCCUUCCUUCUCCCCAUCUCUCUCACUCCAUGCUGUGCGUUAUUGGAAUAACGUGCCUUUUUUUACAGUGCCGCUGGCACGGGCGCACGGUAAGUCGUUUGGCCACCGUAGCGAGCUGCGCCAGGCCAAAAGAAUUGUGGUCAAGCUGGGCAGUGCUGUCGUAACCCGCGGUGACGAGUGUGGUCUCGCUUUGGGGCGGCUUGCCUCGAUUGUGGAACAGGUGGCGAUGCUUCAGAAUCAGGGCAGAGAAAUGAUGAUCGUGACCAGUGGCGCUGUGGCAUUUGGAAAACAGAGAUUGAGGCACGAAAUUCUUCUCUCACAGAGUGUCAGGCAAGCCCUGCAUUCAGGCCAGAAUCAGCUCAAAGACAUGUCACUACCGGUUCUGGAGGCAAGAGCAUGUGCUGCUGCUGGACAGAGUGGGCUCAUGGCACUUUAUGAAGCCAUGUUCACUCAAUACAGCACCUGUACAGCACAGAUCCUGGUGACGAAUUUGGACUUCCACGACGACCAGAAAAGACGGAAUUUGAACAGCACUCUGCACGAGCUACUGCGUAUGAACAUUGUGCCAAUCAUCAACACCAAUGAUGCUGUGGUGCCUCCCCCAGAACCCAACAGUGACCUACAGGGGGUAAAUGUUAUCAGUAUCAAGGAUAACGAUAGCCUUGCAGCGCGACUUGCCGUAGAGAUGAGGGCAGAUCUUCUCAUCGCUCUCUCUGAUGUAGAAGGGCUUUACGACAGCCCACCAGGAUCAGAUGAUGCCAAGCUCCUGGACACAUUUUACCCUGGGGACCAGCAGUCCAUAACCUAUGGCACAAAAUCCAGGGUCGGCAUUGGAGGAAUGGAAGCAAAGGUGAAAGCUGCUCUCUGGGCUCUCCAGGGUGGGACAUCUGUUGUCAUUGCAAACGGUACACACCCCAGAGUCACAGGUCAUGUGAUCACUGACAUUGUUGAAGGGAAGAAAGUUGGAACCUUCUUCUCAGAGGUCAAGCCAGCUGGCCCCACAGUCGAGCAGCAGACAGAAAUGGCUCGUACUGCUGGCAGGACUCUAGCUUCCCUUGACUCAGAGCAGAGGAGUGACAUCAUCUGUGCAUUGGCUGACCUCCUCACCGAGAGAAAAGAUGAAAUUUUAACAGCCAAUAAAAAGGACAUGGAGCUUUCUGUCAGCACAGGUCGCCUGUCUCCAGCCAUGCUGAAGCGACUCAGCUUGUCAUCAUCUAAGCUGAACAGUCUGUCCAUCGGUCUGCGUCAGAUCGCGGUGUCCUCUCAAGAAAGUGUGGGCAGGGUUCUGAGCAGGACUCGUGUGGCAAACAAUCUGGAGUUGGAACAGAUCACUGUGCCUAUAGGAGUACUGCUGGUCAUUUUUGAGUCACGGCCAGACUGCCUGCCCCAGCAGGUUUCUGCUUUAGCCAUUGCUAGUGGAAAUGCUCUUUUGCUGAAAGGUGGCAAAGAGGCCGCAAACACGAAUCGCAUCCUGCAUGAGCUCGCCCAGGAGGCCCUUUCCAUCCAUGGAGUUAAAGACGCCAUCCAGCUGGUGAGCACGCGUGAAGAGGUGGAGGAUCUGUGUCGUCUUGAGAAGACGAUAGAUCUGAUCAUUCCCCGUGGAUCCUCUCAGCUGGUCAGAGAUAUUCAGCGUGCCGCUAAGGGCAUCCCUGUUCUUGGCCACAGUGAGGGCAUCUGCCAUGUCUAUGUGGACCAUGAGGCCAGCAUUGACAAAGCCAUCAAUAUCAUCCGAGACUCCAAGUGCGACUACCCUGCAGCCUGUAAUGCCAUGGAAACCCUGUUGGUGCAUCGAGAUCUUCUCAGAACCCCUCUGUUUGACCAGAUCAUUGACAUGCUGAGAACAGAACAUGUAAAGAUCCACGCUGGCCCCAAAUUUGCAUCCUACCUGACCUUCAGUCCAUCAGAGGUGAAGUCUUUGCGUACUGAGUAUGGGGAUCUGGAGUGCUGUAUAGAGGUGGUGGACAGUAUGCAUGAAGCUGUGGAUCACAUCCAUAAAUACGGCAGCUCCCACACUGAUGUUAUUGUCACUGAGAAUGAGGAGACAGCAGAGCAGUUCCUGCAGCAGUUGGACAGUGCCUGCGUGUUCUGGAAUGCCAGCUCACGCUUUGCAGAUGGAUAUCGUUUCGGUCUUGGUGCGGAGGUUGGCAUCAGCACGGCCCGUAUUCAUGCCCGUGGACCUGUGGGGCUGGAGGGGCUUCUCACUACCAAGUGGGUUUUGCGGGGUGAGGGUCACACAGCUGCAGACUUCUCUGAACAGGGCAGCUUGAAAUUCCUUCAUGAGAAUCUCCCGGUCGCACAGCCCCUGCCUGGACGCAGAACCGCCAGCUAGAGUCAUUUAGUAAAAGCCUCUACAGUCAAGAAUCCUCUUAUGACUCCACUGCACUUAAAAUGGAGAACCAAACAAAUCUCAUUUAAGUGAAAGCACACCCACUUAAAACUUUUUUAAAGGGACCCAUCAGAGAGUUUGUUUGGAGUAAGCGCAAUAUACAUGAAACCUUAAAUGGACGGAGCAAUUUAGUGCACCCAAGUACAGAAGAGCCUUUAAUAGCAAACCUUUAAAUCCUUAAAACCUAUAAAUGGGAGUGUCAGAAGGGCAGUUUUUGACCUGCCUCAAAUCUGAUCGAAUUUGUCUUGUUCUUAGAACAAAGCAGUACACUCCCACAUGCUUGUUAAAAAUAUCAUGCCACAAAGAUGUAAGGUGAACCCUUCAUUGAUUGACCUGUUCAAAAAUCUUGUUUCUCUCGUUAUUUCAGGGAUGAUUUGUGCAUUGCAUUAUGUUUCUCUGGGUAGUGAAACAUAAAGCCAAUAUUUGCCAAUUUCAUGGCAAAUCUAAAGACAAGCUCACCAAUAAGUUUCUGACCCCUGUGAAUUGGAGUUGACUAAAUUAGGUACUGUAACAGGCCCUCACGAUGCCAAUGGUAUAUUUAUGCGAUAUUGUAUUUAAGAUGUGAAAUUCCAUUAGGACAUUCAGAAGGAAAUUCCCCUACACAGGCUGUACAAAUCAGUGCAUUAAAGAAUAAUGUUGCUGUUUUUUUGUUUUUUUUUUGUUUUUGUUUUUUUGUGCACAGCAUAUUGCAUACAGUACAUACCUGUAUAGCUUUAACAAUAAUGAAAUAAUUUCUCAUGUGGCAAGUUCUGGUCAUAAACAACAUUACAUAAAGCUAUUUUUGUUGUAUUUUCCAAAUGCUGUUGUCUGUAUCAUUAUGCUUUUAUUAUAUAUAAAAAAACAAUGAAACAUCACCGCAGUAGACAUAUUCCCAUUUUCCUAUGUAUUGCUUUCAUUCCCCAUUUUUUUUUUUUUUUUUUAAAUGCUACUUGCUUUUUAAUCAUGAGGAAUGUGCAGUACUGUAAAUAAUUUCCUGUCAUCUGUGUAAAAUGCACCUGGGACGGACAGCCUUUGUCCUGAACUGCUGAAAAAGGCCUCGUUAUCUUUGCAUAAAAGUGCUGUUAACAUUUUUCAAAAUUUAAAUUAAACUGUUCACCUAUUUUGUAU
Messenger RNA from Myxocyprinus asiaticus (Chinese sucker), 3737 nucleotides. RefSeq names its product delta-1-pyrroline-5-carboxylate synthase-like. Bases 153 to 2573 code for a protein of 806 amino acids. The record is from RefSeq and is a predicted model, not a curated record. Gene Ontology annotation, cellular component: mitochondrion; cytoplasm. The transcript has 18 exons. Gene Ontology annotation, molecular function: ATP binding; glutamate 5-kinase activity; glutamate-5-semialdehyde dehydrogenase (NADP+) activity. NCBI's taxonomy places the organism in Eukaryota, Metazoa, Chordata, Actinopteri, Cypriniformes, Catostomidae.